AUGACAGCACCAACCAAGCCCAUAGCAAGCACUGGAACACUAGCCAUCCUUGAUAAUAUUGUUAUCAUGAUAUUUGACAAGGCUGAUAAAAUGACCACAGUUACUGGUCAGAUACUUACUGCUGUGGCUAGUCUGAGAGAUACAGAUAGAACCAAUAUUGAAGCAGCUGCAGCAAUGCUGACUUCAGUCUUGAAAAAACAAAGGAAUAAACUGAGGACCAAGGUACCAGAAAUCAUAGAUAUUAUUUAUUUCCACUUACAAGCUCUCCAGGAUCCCAUUGCUAGAAAAGCAGCCAUGGAUGCCAUUUGCCUGUUGGCUGAUACAUACACAGAGGAAGUGAUCUCGAGUCUUCUGAGCCUCUCGCUGCCCUGUGACACGCACGUCACUGAAAUUUGGGAAGUUCUGGGUCAAGCUAAACAACCAGUCAGACUCCAGGUUCUGGUGAAGCUUCUUGAAGUGCUGAAAAGAAGACCUUGCCUCCAGCAUGAAUCCCCUAGCUUGACCAUUAAGGACAAUUCCUCCCUUCUUCCUCUAGCGGCAACAAAGGCCCUGUGCAUAAUAUUUAGGAAUAAAAAGUCCAAAGUGCCUAUGAACAGCUUUUAUGUGUCUGUGAUCAUCUUCUUGGUUAUUCAGCUGCAUUACUUGGUGAAUUUUCCAGACAUUGAAUAUGGAAUGGAGGAGAGUCUCAAAGCAUCAAGCUAUAUAAGCUGUGCCGUGGAAGCCUUAAAAACUGUAAUUAAAAGGGAGAAGAAGUCUUGGAUGUGUUUUUUAAGUCUAGCAGGCGGCUGGGACCUUUUGUCUUCACCAGAGAAUUACCUUGAAGGAGUUCUUCUCCUAGCCAGAUCCAUUGUCAAACAUUAUCGGGGGCUCGAUUACGCUAUAUUCACCAAGGUGAUACCACUCCUGCAUCAUGGGGAUGACAAACAGAAACUAACAGCAAUGGCCUUUUUCACUGCACUGCUUUCUUCUGAGUCCACCUAUGCAGUGCUACAGAAACAGUAUAUCCUGAGCCUGCUGAAGAACUGGAACACUGAUCCAAACUCAACCUAUCGCUGGCUCAGUCUCCAUGGGAUGGGCAAUGUUGCUCUUCACCUGCAAAAUAACAAAGAACUCACAGAGCUGAUUCUGGGAAUCCUUCAGAGUUUUCAUGACCCUGAUGAGAAGGUGGCCUUGACUGCUUUUGAAGUCAUAACGAGGAUGGCUGCGAAGAAGAAGAAUGUUCUGGAAUGUGUGACGAUUGCCAAGCAGCUCCAGCCAUUCUUGACUGAUGGGAGGGUCAAGGUAUGCUGUGCUGCAAAUCAGUUGUUUCAAGUCCUCCUUAAGAACCCAGAUUUGAAAGAUAAACCCCUUAUGCAGGACCAAGUUCUCAACAGUAUCGUCCCAUUGUUGCUGAACAUGCAGGAUCAGCAUCCAGAAGUGGUCAAGAGUUGUAGAGAGAGCUUAAAACAGUGCAAGAUCUUCUUGGGAUGGACUGUAAAUGACAGCCAGGGGGACUCUUGGAAUUUCACCUGCAAGCAUCUUGUGAAGGAGUACCCAGGAAAACUAAGGAACUUUCUGUACCAAGCACAAGAUUAUAGCCAAAAUCCACGAAAGUCUUCAAGUACCAUAGCCAACAUGUUUAUAAGCUGCAUCUUCGAACACAUGGAAUCUGGCUUUGUGCAGAAGGAAGAAGUUGACAUCUUGCGGCAAGAUCCCAUAGGUGAUUUCAGUAUCUGA
Messenger RNA from Eublepharis macularius, 1716 nucleotides. RefSeq names its product maestro heat-like repeat-containing protein family member 6. Gene Ontology annotation, cellular component: cytoplasm. Lineage: Eukaryota; Metazoa; Chordata; Lepidosauria; Squamata; Eublepharidae. The transcript is spliced from 14 exons. Bases 1 to 1716 code for a protein of 571 amino acids. The record is from RefSeq and is a predicted model, not a curated record.